This is a messenger RNA of Tricharina praecox, 740 nucleotides long. RefSeq names its product Sedlin. The transcript is spliced from 3 exons. Lineage: Eukaryota; Fungi; Ascomycota; Pezizomycetes; Pezizales; Pyronemataceae. Gene Ontology annotation, cellular component: TRAPP complex; cytoplasm; nucleus. The coding region runs from base 88 to 513 and encodes 141 amino acids. The record is from RefSeq and is a predicted model, not a curated record. Gene Ontology annotation, biological process: endoplasmic reticulum to Golgi vesicle-mediated transport.
AAUCAAACACAAGCGUGCGACCAGAGCUUCGUUACAGCUCCCCCACUCGACCAUCCCCUCGACGAAUCAGCCUCCACCGUCGACACGAUGUCCUUCUACUUCGCGAUAAUAGGAACCAAAGACAACCCCAUUUACGAGUGCGAGUUCGGGACCUCAAAGCAGGGCGGUGAUGGAAACGCGAGGUUCCCCGACGAGCAACGCGCUAUGAAUCAGUUUGUCCUCCACUCUGCCCUCGAUAUCGUCGAGGAGAUACAAUGGGUACAACGCGAUCUAUACCUUAAGACCGUCGACCGCUUCAACAACCUACUGGUAUCAUGUUUCCUCACAGCCGGCAAUAUCAAGCUGCUUCUACUCCACGACACGAAAGUCGAGGAACCCAUACGGCAGUUCUUCGCGGACGUGCACGAGGCGUACAUCAAGACGCUCAUGAACCCAUUCUACGACAUCGACAUGCGGAUCACGAGCGUUAUCUUCGACGCGAGAGUUAGGGCGGCUGCAAAAAAGUACCUAUAAAGAGUUCUCGGUCCUACAUACCUAUAUGGAAUUUUCUACGGCGUUUUCGGGUCCCCUUUCUUUGUCUUGCUCUUAUUCUAGACCUGUAAUAUAUCCACACACCCUUCAGAUGGUAAUCGAAAAGAGAUUGUGCUAGUAAAGUCAUAUGUGGCUAGUUAAACGUGUUUACAUCGACAUUUUGGAUCACACGCACUAUUCUGUAGGCAGGCGAAGAGCGACCCAGCGAG